GUGAGCCGCGAGCGGGACACGGGCGCGCGCGUACGGUGCAUGCGGGAGGGAUGAGCCCCGGCGCCGGUGCCAGGAAGCGCCUCGGCGGCGUCGCGGGCGUCGUCGGCGUCGGCGGCGGGUUCGCGCUCGGGUGCGGCUGCAGGGACGCCAAGGCCGUGGCGGUGGCGGCGUCGUCGACGUCCGCGUCGCCCUACUCCUCCGCCACCGCCACGGACACGUCCACGGCGACGACCGCGUCGUGGCGCGGGGCCAGGGCGGCGCCGCACCACCCGUCGUCGGCGUCCGGGUCCACGGGCACGCUCACCGUGCCCUCCGCGUCGUCGUCCUCCUUCCUGUGGGAGGACGCCGACGGGGAUGCCGGCGAGGAGGUGAACUGCAAGCAGCGGGAGGGCCCCGCGGCCACGGCGAGCUUCUCCGGCCUGCUGCGCCAGCUCAACGAGCUCGAGCAGAGCGUCGUGUCGUGGGGGCGGAAGAGCACCAGCAAGGAUUGCUUGUCGCCACCUCUGCCGCCUCCACCGCCGGUACCGGCGCGGCCAGUGAAGCAACGAGUUGCGCACAGCGGCGGCGACAGCAAAGAAGGCCAGGGGAACUUCUCUCCGCCGCGGCCGCCGCCGACUUCUUUCCAGCUUCAGACGACGCAGCAGCACCGGAAAGCGAAGAACUUGCAGGCGCAACCGCCACCGCCACCUCCACCUCCACCAUUGCCAUUGCCGCUGGAGCAGCCGCGUAAGGCGAAGAGCACGGACAAAGGCGGCAAGAAAGUAGACGCCAGCGUUCCGCCGACAUCGCAGGCGGCGGCCCCGAAGCACCGGAAAGUGAAGAGCUGCGACGGCGGCGGCGGCAGGCUGGACGGGACCGUGGCGGUGGUGAAGCAGUCGGACGACCCGCUGAGCGACUUCCGGCGCUCCAUGGUGAACAUGGUCGUGGAGAACCGGAUCGCGACGGGCGACGAGCUCCGCGAGCUGCUCCGCCACUUCCUGGCGCUCAACGCGCCGCACCACCACGACACCAUCCUCCGGGCCUUCACCGAGAUCUGGGACGAGGCGUUCUCCGCCAAGACCGCCCCCCGCGGGCCCGCCGCCAGGCAGACCCCGCCGCGGCCGCGGCCGAAGGCGCCGACGCCGCCGCGCCGCCGGCACGACCCGCCUCCGCGGGUAUGGCGCUAACGCUUACAGUACGCGGUCACCAUCGCCAGCCAGUUACUAGUACUGUAACAUUGUAGCUAGAUUGCUUGCAAGAAACGGUCGGUAGAUGCCACCUGACCGUACCGCGAAUCUACCGCGGAUGUUCUUCAGAUUUGUUUGGCUCUUUGUUUGUUAAUGCUCCUCCAGUUUCAGUUCCGUUCGGCCUCCGAUAUUCCCCAACCAUUCGAGAUAGACGAGCGAUCCCGUGAAUGCCGGUGUCGUUUAUCCCGCGCGCGCAGACUAGCCGACACGCGCGAGAGGUCUUGCCGCAAAACCCGUGGCCGGUUGCGGGGAACUGGCGGAAGCAGGCCGGAGGCGAGGCGGAAAGGCGCUUCCGGAUGCUAGAGG
This is a messenger RNA of Panicum hallii, 1532 nucleotides long. Its product is annotated as nuclear factor of activated T-cells, cytoplasmic 4-like. NCBI's taxonomy places the organism in Eukaryota, Viridiplantae, Streptophyta, Magnoliopsida, Poales, Poaceae. Gene Ontology annotation, biological process: negative regulation of DNA-templated transcription. The transcript has a single exon. The record is from RefSeq and is a predicted model, not a curated record. The coding region runs from base 51 to 1166 and encodes 371 amino acids.